UUUCUCGUUCUCUCGCGCGUCUGGAUGACAUCACACGGCGAGGCUCUCUGACGUAAGAGUUUCCUGUCCACCAUCUUUGUACCGGGCAAAGUGGGUUUUGCGCAGUGGCUUAGACCUGGAGAAGGAGUCGUGACGUGCAGGAAACCAUUACAACAUCGCUCGGGCCGUGCUCUCUGGCCGCUGCUGCCACCCCCGCCCUUGCCUACGGUGCACAUUAAAGAUCCAAAACCAUGACUGACUCCAAGUACUUCACAACCAAUAAAAAGGGAGAAAUCUUUGAAUUAAAGGCUGAACUCAACAAUGAAAAGAAAGAAAAGAGGAAGGAGGCUGUGAAGAAAGUGAUUGCUGCUAUGACUGUGGGGAAAGAUGUUAGUUCUCUCUUUCCAGAUGUAGUGAACUGUAUGCAGACGGACAAUCUGGAACUGAAGAAGCUGGUGUAUCUCUACUUGAUGAACUAUGCCAAGAGUCAGCCAGACAUGGCCAUCAUGGCUGUCAACAGCUUUGUGAAGGACUGUGAAGAUCCCAAUCCUCUGAUUCGAGCCUUGGCAGUCAGAACCAUGGGGUGCAUCCGGGUGGACAAGAUUACAGAGUAUCUCUGUGAGCCCCUCCGCAAGUGCUUAAAGGAUGAAGAUCCCUAUGUCCGGAAGACAGCAGCAGUCUGUGUGGCAAAACUCCAUGACAUCAAUGCCCAGAUGGUGGAAGAUCAGGGAUUUCUGGAUUCUCUGCGGGAUCUCAUAGCAGAUUCAAAUCCAAUGGUGGUGGCUAAUGCUGUAGCAGCACUAUCUGAAAUCAGUGAAUCUCACCCCAACAGCAACUUACUCGAUCUGAAUCCACAGAACAUUAAUAAGCUACUGACAGCCCUGAAUGAGUGCACCGAAUGGGGCCAGAUUUUCAUCCUGGACUGCUUAUCUAAUUACAAUCCUAAAGAUGACCGGGAGGCUCAGAGCAUCUGUGAGCGGGUAACUCCCCGGUUAUCUCAUGCCAACUCAGCAGUGGUGCUCUCAGCAGUAAAAGUCCUAAUGAAAUUUUUAGAGUUGCUACCCAAGGACUCUGACUACUACAAUAUGCUGCUGAAGAAGUUGGCCCCUCCGCUUGUCACUUUGCUGUCUGGGGAGCCAGAGGUGCAAUACGUCGCCCUGAGGAACAUCAACCUAAUUGUUCAGAAAAGGCCUGAAAUCUUGAAGCAGGAAAUAAAAGUUUUCUUUGUGAAAUACAAUGAUCCCAUCUAUGUGAAACUAGAGAAAUUGGACAUCAUGAUUCGUUUGGCAUCCCAAGCCAACAUUGCUCAGGUUCUGGCUGAACUGAAAGAGUAUGCCACAGAGGUGGAUGUUGACUUUGUGCGCAAAGCUGUGCGAGCCAUUGGGCGGUGUGCCAUCAAGGUGGAGCAAUCUGCAGAGCGCUGUGUGAGCACGUUGCUUGAUCUCAUCCAAACCAAAGUAAAUUAUGUGGUCCAAGAGGCGAUUGUUGUCAUCAGGGACAUCUUCCGCAAAUACCCCAACAAAUACGAAAGUAUCAUUGCCACACUGUGUGAAAACUUAGAUUCACUGGAUGAGCCAGACGCUCGAGCAGCUAUGAUUUGGAUUGUGGGAGAAUAUGCUGAAAGAAUUGACAAUGCUGAUGAGUUACUAGAGAGCUUCCUGGAGGGUUUUCAUGAUGAAAGCACCCAAGUACAGCUCACUCUGCUCACUGCCAUAGUGAAGCUGUUUCUCAAGAAACCAUCGGAAACACAGGAGCUGGUGCAGCAGGUCUUGAGUUUGGCAACACAGGAUUCUGAUAAUCCUGACCUCCGAGACCGGGGCUAUAUUUAUUGGCGCCUUCUCUCAACUGAUCCUGUCACAGCUAAAGAAGUAGUCCUGUCUGAAAAGCCGCUGAUUUCCGAGGAGACAGACCUCAUUGAGCCGACUCUGCUAGACGAGCUGAUCUGCCACAUUGGCUCCCUGGCCUCCGUGUACCAUAAGCCACCCAAUGCUUUUGUGGAAGGAAGUCAUGGGAUCCAUCGCAAACACUUGCCGAUACAUCAUGGGAGCACUGAUGCAGGUGACAGCCCUGUUGGCACCGCCACUGCCACCAGCCUGGAGCAGCCUCAGGUUAUUCCCUCCCAAGGUGACCUUCUGGGGGAUCUUUUAAACCUUGACCUUGGUCCCCCAGUCAAUGUGCCACAGGUGUCUUCCAUGCAGAUGGGAGCAGUGGAUCUCUUGGGAGGAGGACUAGAUAGUCUGCUUGGCAGUGACCUUGGCGGGGGCAUUGGAGGAAGUCCGGCAGUGGGACAGUCCUUCAUCCCAUCAUCAGUGCCUGCAACCUUUGCUCCCUCCCCUACUCCUGCUGUGGUCAGCAGUGGUCUGAAUGACCUGUUUGAACUCUCCACGGGGAUAGGCAUGGCACCUGGUGGAUAUGUGGCUCCUAAGGCUGUCUGGCUGCCUGCAGUAAAGGCUAAAGGCCUGGAGAUUUCAGGAACAUUUACUCAUCGCCAAGGGCACAUCUAUAUGGAAAUGAACUUCACCAACAAAGCUCUGCAGCACAUGACAGACUUUGCAAUUCAGUUUAACAAGAAUAGCUUUGGUGUCAUCCCCAGCACUCCUCUGGCCAUCCAUACACCACUGAUGCCAAACCAGAGCAUCGAUGUCUCCCUGCCCCUCAACACCUUGGGCCCUGUCAUGAAGAUGGAGCCUCUGAACAACCUGCAGGUGGCUGUGAAAAACAAUAUUGAUGUCUUCUACUUCAGCUGCCUCAUCCCACUCAACGUGCUUUUUGUAGAAGAUGGCAAAAUGGAGCGCCAGGUCUUCCUUGCAACAUGGAAGGAUAUUCCCAAUGAAAAUGAACUUCAGUUUCAGAUUAAGGAAUGUCAUUUAAAUGCUGACACUGUUUCCAGCAAGCUGCAAAACAACAAUGUUUAUACUAUUGCCAAGAGGAAUGUGGAAGGGCAGGACAUGCUGUACCAAUCCCUGAAGCUCACUAACGGCAUUUGGAUUUUGGCCGAGCUACGUAUCCAACCAGGAAACCCCAAUUACACGCUGUCGCUGAAGUGUAGAGCUCCCGAGGUCUCCCAGUACAUCUAUCAGGUCUACGACAGCAUUUUGAAAAACUAAUAGACUGGUACGGUGCCCUCCCGCCACCCUGUGAUCGGUGCAGGCCAAGAACUCUUUAACUGGAAGAAAUUGUUAUCGCCAUGUAGAAUCUGAACCUGAACACACUGAGGCUACCCGCCAGGGUAGUGACUAGUCUAACCUGUGCUAAUGUUAGGGCACCGCCUGUUGGAUAGCUUAGCUUCCUGUGACCGUCUGUAACCACUGCUUCAGUCGCUUCCCGCCUCGUGCCACCCGCUGCUCUCUGUCCUUACUUGUGGGCUUCUCCGUGCUGUCCUUACAGUGGCUGCAGUUUCGAGUGUAGUUUGAUAUUUUGUAAUCGAGACCUCGUUUCAAAAGCAGAAAAAGACAAAAAAAAUAUUAAAGCAAGGAAAAGUGUCACUGAAACGUAAACUGCACUUUAUUGUUUUAUAUUUUUGUACAUAGGAGAAAUUGAGGGAAUAGUGUGUAACUGAGAGAAGUGUUAAGACAACCGCACAGUCCUGGAGGGAAGAGACACAGUUUGUUGCCACCCCGUGGCAGCCUUGUUCCUGAUCACUUUCUUUUCUCUCCAAACUCCUUUUCCUAUGAUUCCUGCUGCCCUGUAUUUUCAUCUCCUUUGAUGCGCUGCAGCUAGGAAUGGUGGUCUUCCUUGAAUGGUGCUGUAGGGCGUAGGAAAUGGGGCCUUGAGGCACCCAGGCUGAGAAGAACUUAUACAGUCCUUACCCCAGGUCGAAUCCGAGAAUGACACUGAUGAAAAAAUUUCAGGAAUCAAACCCCACCCCACCCCCAAUCUCCCACUCUGGGUUUAAUUUAAUCUCAGGUCCAGCUCACAUCUAAAAUGUUGGUUUCAGAGUUGCAACAGACUUACUUGAAAUAAUAACUCAUCCAACCUUGUUUUUCUAAGAAGGAGAAAGAUAAAAGACAAACAGGAUGUUACCGCCUGAGGACUGUUGACUGUUCGGUAGCAGAGGUGGGGGGCUGGGUCUCCGAAUCCCUGUCAGAGUUCUCACUGCACGACCCUCUCGUUGACUUUCUUUCCUCGAUGCCUUUCUCUUACCUUUCUGGUGCCUGCUUCCUUAUGGCUCUCCUCACACUCCACGCAGAUUCUGGCGCUCCAUUCAUUGGCAUCCGGUGGCGGCAGAGUCUCUAUCCAGGGUCUUGAAGGUAAACCCUGAUGCCAGAACGGAGGACCCUCAGUGCUGGAGGCCAGCAGGGCGGGUGUGGGGAGGAAGUGAGCUUCUGGUGCCACACAGUCAUCCCUCGGCUCUCUGAUGCUCGGCACUUGGGUUGCUUAGGCUCGCAGGCAGGUGAGAUCACCUCAGAGGGCCAAGUUGUCCUUUUCUUCUCUCAAAAGAUCGGGAAACAUGAGAACCCCUGCCCCCCUGGACGCCUGGGGUGUGGCUGUCAAAGAGUGCUCUGUGCCCGGAACACCAGUCUGUCCAGCAGGGUUGUCUGUUUCACCUGUGGGAACUCCUGCUGCCCGGCACCGGGGAUUCAGCGUCCAUGACUGAGACUGCUUCUCAGAUGCCCCCACUUGGGUCCAAGACCUCACGUGGGACUUGGCACUGAAAGUGAGUCCAAGAGGAGGAACCCUAGAAAACAGCGGAAACUACCCUGCAACUGUGUUGCAAGUGAAAUGACCCUGACUCAUACUACUUGGAAAGCUACCGGGAGCAGGUCCCCCAAAGCAGUUUCUUAAGCCUUGACACUCUCCAUGAGAAGAAUUCCUAGGGUGAGGGACAGGAACCCCUCAGGCACGUGAAGAACAGGAAGUGGCACAGGAUGGUGGGUGGGGGUGGGUGCCAGGUGAGGUAGAAAAACAGGUGGGUGAAGCUCUGUGGUUGGGAGAUUGCUCGUGGAGUCAGUGCGAUGCGAGCUGUGAAGAAGGGCCCCACUCCACAUGCAGUGUUCUCGCCUCAAAUCAGACUGCCAUUCCAGGCGGCAGAGCUUGUGGCAGGAUAAGCAGACAAGACAGUGUCCCUCCGCCCCUGAAACCCAGCUUCUCAGCCUCCCCGGCAGCCAUGGGCAACAGCUGGACUUAGCUGACCCGGCCUGUCUGCCAGCCCUCCGCUCCUUGGAGAGGCUCCCUCCCGGUUUGUCCCUGAGCAGCUGGAGAGGGAUUCUGCUCCACAAGAAGGACCCCUCUCCUGAAGAGGCAGAGCCUGUCGCCUCCACCGCAGUGACCCUCGGGGCCCAUUUGGAGCUUGGUCGAACGGGGGACGAGCGAAGGUUGCCCUGCAGUCCCCUGUCCGCCGCUGCAGCCUGUCUCUAACAUCCCGGCGUCUCACGAAGGGCACGGCAAGCGCGCACACACACCCAGGACUCUUGCUGGUCAGAGAUUGCCUGAGUGUCUGCCCUCGCCCGAGCCUGUUUUGUGUGUCUGCGUUGCGAACCUUGGGACUGGAGAGGAGG
This is a messenger RNA of Budorcas taxicolor (takin), 5477 nucleotides long. It is a transcript of the gene AP2B1, whose product is annotated as adaptor related protein complex 2 subunit beta 1. Gene Ontology annotation, biological process: vesicle-mediated transport; intracellular protein transport. Bases 231 to 3086 code for a protein of 951 amino acids. Gene Ontology annotation, molecular function: clathrin binding. The transcript has 22 exons. NCBI's taxonomy places the organism in Eukaryota, Metazoa, Chordata, Mammalia, Artiodactyla, Bovidae. The record is from RefSeq and is a predicted model, not a curated record. Gene Ontology annotation, cellular component: membrane coat; clathrin adaptor complex.